This is a messenger RNA of Trifolium pratense (red clover), 3158 nucleotides long. RefSeq names its product 5'-3' exoribonuclease 3-like. The record is from RefSeq and is a predicted model, not a curated record. Bases 124 to 2904 code for a protein of 926 amino acids. Gene Ontology annotation, cellular component: nucleus. Gene Ontology annotation, biological process: nuclear-transcribed mRNA catabolic process. NCBI's taxonomy places the organism in Eukaryota, Viridiplantae, Streptophyta, Magnoliopsida, Fabales, Fabaceae. The transcript is spliced from 23 exons. Gene Ontology annotation, molecular function: RNA binding; zinc ion binding; 5'-3' RNA exonuclease activity.
AAAAUAGAAAACACAAAUCUCGCUCCUUUUGUUUGAAGAGCCUUCGCGCGAAAGAAAGUAAGAAAGAAAGAAAGAAAGAAAGGUUGAAGAGGAACACGGCGGUGAAAGAAGAAGAAGAAGAAGAUGGGUAUACCAGCUUUCUAUCGAUGGAUGGCGGAGAAAUAUCCUACUGUGGUUGUCGACUCCGUUGAGGAGGAAUCGGUGGUUGUCGACGGCGUUCAUAUCCCCGUCGAUACAUCUAAGAAAAACCCUAACAAUGAAUACGAUAAUCUUUACCUCGAUAUGAAUGGCGUAAUUCACCCUUGUUUCCAUCCUGAGGAUAGGCCCUCACCUACCUCUUUCGAUGAAGUGUUUCAGUCGAUAUUUACUUACAUCGACAGACUUUUUGUCAUCGUGCGCCCCAGAAAGUUACUAUUCAUGGCUAUAGAUGGUGUUGCUCCAAGGGCCAAGAUGAACCAACAACGCUCUAGGCGCUUUAGGGCUGCUAAAGACGCAACUGACGCCGCUGCUGAAGAAUCAAGGUUAAGGGAUGAAUUUGAGAGGGAGGGCAGAAAGCUUCCCCCUAAACAAGACUCACAGACUUUUGAUUCAAAUGUAAUCACACCUGGAACUGAAUUCAUGGCUGUUUUGUCAAUUGCACUUCAGUACUAUAUUCAUCUUAGGUUGAACAGUGAUCCUGGUUGGAAGAAUAUCAAGGUUAUUCUUUCUGAUGCCAAUGUUCCCGGCGAAGGGGAGCAUAAGAUCAUGUCCUUCAUUCGCCUUCAAAGAAAUCUUGAAGGAUAUGAUCCCAACACACGCCAUUGCAUGUAUGGUUUGGAUGCUGAUUUGAUUAUGUUGGCUCUGGCUACCCAUGAAAUCCAUUUUUCAAUCCUUAGAGAGCUUGUAUUUACUCCCGGACAAGACAAAUGUUUUCUGUGCGGUCAGAUGGGUCAUAUGGCUGCAGACUGUCAAGGAAAGCCAAAAAGGAAGGCAAGGGAAGGAGAUGCUCCUGUUGCUAAAUUGCCCUUCCAGUUUCUGAACAUUUGGACUCUGAGGGAAUAUCUAGAAUAUGAAAUGAGGAUACCUAAUCCUCCUUUUAAGAUUGACUUUGAACGCGUACUUGAUGAUGUUGUCUUUAUAUGUUUUUUUGUUGGGAAUGAUUUCCUACCACAUAUGCCUACACUAGAGAUUCGCGAGGGUGCAAUUAACUCGCUGAUGACAGUAUACAAGGACGAAUUUAGUAAAUUGGGCGGUUAUUUGACAAAUGGCAGUAAGCCAAACCUAAGCCGGGUGGAACAUUUUAUUCAGGCUGUUGGAUCACAUGAAAAUAAAAUAUUCCAAAAAAGAGCUAAAUUUCAUCAGCGGCAAAUGGAAAAUAUAAAGCGUCGGAAGAGACAAGCAACUGGAGAUGAUAUUGGGAAGCUCCUUGAGAAGCCCCGUAAAGUUUCUAAGUUAUCUUCAGGAGAAAAUGUUGCUGCUCCUAUUGUUAUAGAUGUUCAAGAUAACGAAGACGGAUUGAAAACAAAACUUAAGCGGAUACUUCUUGACAAAUCUGAUGUAUUCAACUCUAAAGGUGCUCAUGAAGACAAGAUUAAGUUAGGAGAACCAGGCUGGAAAGAGAGGUAUUAUGAAGAAAACUUUUCUGCUAAAACUCCUGAAGAACUUGAUGCUAUACGGAAAGAUGUUGUCUUGAAAUACGUUGAAGGUCUAUGUUGGGUGAUGCAUUAUUAUUAUGAAGGUGUUUGUUCUUGGCAAUGGUAUUAUCCUUACCAUUAUGCCCCUUUUGCGUCUGAUCUCAAGGGUCUUGGUGAGCUUAAUAUUAAUUUUGAGUUGGGUACUCCGUUCAAACCAUUUGACCAGCUUAUUGGAGUUUUUCCUGCUGCAAGCUCUCAUGCUCUGCCUGAGCCGUAUAGGAAACUUAUGACUGAUCCAAACUCUCCAAUUAUUGAUUUUUAUCCAAUCGAUUUUGAAGUGGACAUGAAUGGAAAACGCUAUACUUGGCAGGGUAUUGCGAAGUUGCCUUUUAUUGACGAAGCGCGACUUCUUGCAGAAGUUCAGAAAAUAGAAAACUUGUUAACCCCGGAGGAAAAGCGACGAAAUACAAUAAUGUUCAACAUGCUGUUUGUGAAUUCAUGCCAUCCUCUAUCUGGGUGCAUUAGUAACCUCGACAACAAAUGUAGAAACAUGUCUAACUGUAAACGUGCUGAUGUCAAGGAAAGAAUCAAUCCCAUAGAAAGUGGUGGAAUGAAUGGUUACAUAUCCUCCUGCAAUGGAGAACCUUGCUCUCGCAUCUUCAGGUCACCUGUUGCAGGCAUGGAAGACAUCAUGGAUAAUCAUGUCAUAUGUGCAAUAUAUGGACUUCCCAAUGCGCAUGGACAUAUAACCCGACCGCCACAUGGAGUUAAAUUUCCAAAAAGGACUUUGGCAAUUGAGGAUUUAAAACCUGACUCUGUUAUGUGGCAUGAAGAUUCGGGUAGUAGAUAUGGAGUAAAUCAAAGGAUAAACCCUCGGGGAUCUUAUUCUUGUAGGAGAUAUGAAGAAAGUCGAAGGGAAAACCUCGCAAGAUCUUGUUCUGGUCGGGAGCUUAGAGAGGCAUCACACAGACUCAUUGUAAAUUCUUUGCAGAUCAAGACAGAUGCAAAUAAAUACCAUCAUCCCAUGAAUGGAUCAACAAUGUCAUAUGCUACACCGAUAGGUCAUAGACAACCAUGGCUUCACAAUAACUAUGAAUCACGCCCAGGGUAUGCUGCACCUUCAUCUGCUACUCCUCCGCAGUUUGUAGGUUACAUUGUUGUCCCCACUGCGCAAUAUGGUUAUAACCCUAGGUCACAUUCUUAUGGAAGAAUUAGCCAUCAUUUUAAUGGGGGGAAAUGCAAUAAUUCUAAGUUCAUAACCCAGGUGGCUACAGGGAAUGCUAAGAGAUGACAUGGAAUAAUUAUUUCAAACUAUUAUACUAUUGUAUAAAAAUUUAGGAAUGCUAAAAAAAAAAAAAGUAUAAAAAUUUAGGAAAUAGAUUUAAGUUUACAGGAGCAAGAAUAGAAAACUAUUGUAAUGUAAUAUAUUCUUGUGCUCUUUUAUUUGUAAUGUUAUAUAUUCUUGUGGUCUUUUAUGUAUGUAAACUGUUUGAUCAAUAGUUUUUUCCUAUUAAAUGUAAUGUAAUCAUUACUUUGUUUGUAUUA